UUUCAUUCCACAGGGUGUUCAGCAUCGGACGCUGAAGGUCGCCUCCACGACCAUCUGUUCCUCAACAGCAGCUACAACACACGCCCUCUACCGGUGGUCAACGCACUCGAUAUCCUGACUGUGUACUUCGAUUUGGCGGUGACCCAGAUAGUUGAUGUGGAUGAGAAAAACCAGGUCUUCACGUCGAAAGUAUGGAUGAAACAGGUUUGGAGAGAUCCCAAGCUGUGGUGGAACCCGGAUGACUUUGCCGGGAUAAAGAAUAUCAAGGUUCCAACGUGGAAGAUAUGGAUUCCAGACAUCCUCAUCUAUAACAAUGCCGACGGACCUUUCGGAAUCAACUCCAAGACGUGGGCGAACAUCGGCUUCAACGGCACAGUGACCUGGUUCCCUCCCAUCGUCUACCGGAGCUCCUGCCGCAUCAACGUCCGCUACUACCCCUUCGACGAGCAGAACUGCACCAUGAAGUUCGGCUCCUGGACCUACGACGGGGACGUGCUGGACUUGGUGCCGCUGAAACAAGAGGCCGGCCGGAAAGACUACUGGGAGAACGGGGAGUGGGUGAUGAAGGAUUCCCCGUGCUUUCGCAACGUCAAGAAGUACCUGUGCUGUGAUUCCACCUAUAUCGAUGUCACCUGCCAUUUCAUCCUGCGCCGUAAGCCACUGUAUUACUUCGCCUACCUGUUGAUGCCCUGCGGACUCAUCUCCUUCAAUACCGUCUUAGUCUUCUACCUGCCUCCGGACAUCAGCGAGAAGAUGGCGCUUUGUACAUCGGUGCUGCUGUCCAUGGCCGUGUUCCUUCUCUUGGUGACCCAGCAGAUCCCGGCCAACGCCACUGACUUUCCUCUCAUCGUCAAGUACUUGCUCUUCACGAUGGUCGUGGUGUCCUCCUCCAUCGUCUUCACUGUCUUCAUUCUGAACAUCCGGUUCCGGUCGCCGGAGACCCACACCAUGCCCAAGUGGGUGCGCUGGCUCAUGAUUGACACCCUGCCCAAGUUCCUGGGCAUGAAGCGUCCGGAGCGGUACUCGCUGCGGUACCGUACCGUGGGCGUCAGCAUCACGCGCGACGCGCUGACAUCCAGCUACCUGGACACCAAGAAGAUCGUCAUGGAGAACAAAGGCAAUAACUACACAGUGCGAAUGCGCAAUGAACUUGAGAACGAGACUGAGACCGAGUCUGAUAAUGAUUUGCAUCAAGGUGGAAUGCAACCUGUGAGAUACUUACCCACAGGUCAUGUAGAUAACGAAUGUCCGGAAGCAAUGGUCAUCAAUAAUGCUAUAGAGGAAAUCAUGUACCUGACGUCACAGUGCGCCAAUGAUGAAGACGACAAAAGGGAGAAGGAAGACUGGAAGUACAUCGCUAUGGUGGUGGAUCGCAUCUUCCUGAUCGGCUACCUAUGCGCCGUCUUCGCGGGUAAUGUCGGCAUCAUCUUCGAGUCGCCCCACGCAAAGGAGUUCUUCUUUGGUGCGUGAGGGAACAAGUAGACCUUGCUGGAGAAUGAAAUCACCUUUAAAAGUCGUGCAAUGGUUGUGAGCGGUAAUUGUGGCCUUUGAGAGAAAAAUGAUAUCUGAUUCACUGUAAACAAAACCCGUAAAAACACUGUCCAUUUCCUGACUUUUAUGGCUUAUUAUACCGUUAUUGCUCGAACCGUCCCAAGAACGAACGUGCUACGUGAAUUUCCCGUAAACGUUGGUGUCCUGACGCAUGCUGGGAUUCACAAUGCGUUUGUAUAGGCAUAACCCUUCACAAGACCUCACUUUUUUCAACCUUCACAACCACCUCUUGUAAAGCUGUGAUUCGUAUAGGCCGAUAUACACGUGCAUGCAUGCAAGGUUCGGUACGAGCGUAAUACAAAGCUGAUCAUUGUGCUGUCAGAGCCGUAAAUACUUUGAUAUUGCAACAUGUCUGCAUGCCCCACUCCGAACUUCUCUAACUGGUACCCAUCCCCCUCUACCGUACCCCCCGCCACCCUGCAACUAGCCCCGACGCGACCCCACUUUCCAAUACAGUACGGCAAAUUACGGUCACCGUCAUUGUAGGAAACCCGUAACUGACCAUAAUUUUACGUUUGUUGGCAACCCGUUUAACAGUGAAUUUACCAUAAAAUUACGAAGUUUUCUUUAUCCAGUGUUGGGCUAUAAACUCAGCUGAAAUUGAUCCUCUCAUACUUGCCCGUGAAGGGAAUGUCACUUGCUCCGUCGGCGCGGGGUUCGUGUAUCAGACGAAAGCUGUUGUUCCGUUUGUAACGUGCAUUUGAAUUUCAAGCCAAAAUGUCUACCAGUUGAAAUAGGCCAGAACGACUUCCUUCCCAAAUAUACAGAAUUGGUAACACGAGGUCUUAAGCUGGCCUAUUGAGUACGCCCAUGUCAUUAUUCAUACCAAGAUGUAAUCGCCAAACAGAAAUUGAUUUUUUUUUCAUACCAUUUUGUAGGCGUCGUGGACAAGCGCAUCAGAUACCUCGAUCUCCCUUUUUGUUUCGUCUCAGGCUUGUACAUAAAGCGUAUAUCAUUUAAUAAUUGAACAGUUUCAUCUGCUGGGCAUUCGGGCUACAGGUCCUACUCAAUCAAUUCAAUAUCGUUCACUAGUAGAGCAUUAGAUAGUACAUUUAAUAAAAUACUCUUUGCUGUGUGAAUUUGACGUAGUUUUACAGGCGGUCUUAUAGCAAGGCGAGAAAAAAGGACAGGAUAAUAUCUUCAACUCAAAAUAAGCAAAAAGUACCCAAAAAAUGUCUAUAUUCAUACAUUUUAUAGAUAACGAUAGUAGAAAAUUUUGGUCAAUCUGAACAUCUUGAAUCCUGAACUUCCAUCCGCUGGAUAGCUUUUCAGAAAUAGAAUACUCCGAGUGAGUAGAUAGAUUUCAUACUAAACAGCAUUUCAUGAGUAUUAUCUUUUUAAACUUUAACAAUUGCAAAAUAAUGUAUAAUUCAAAUGUUGAUACAGAUUUCUAUGUAUAUUUGAUGGUUGAAUUACACACACAGUCCGCUGAACAGUACUGCACAGGUUGUCAGGUUGGUCUCAAAGACGAUUACUUACGAUUAUAUAGAAGUGGCCUUGUACAGGCGGAUAUGGAGUGAACUGAAGCAAUAGAAAUAGAGCUGUAUAGACAUAGUCGAGUAGACAUAGCUUUUGGCGGUUUAAAACUCUUCCGUCUAGAUAAGCAUUACUCAGAAAGCAGAUAAGUUAUGUACAAGUUGGGGCGAAGACCAUUAGUCGACUGGGGGUCUUACGCCUGCACAGGUAAAAACGUCAUCACAAAACUUCUUGAUCUGGCUCCCUGCUGUGAAUUAUGAUACGCGCGGCUGUUGGUAACCAGCGACGUAAGCGUGACCAGUGGUCCGGUUCCAAAUCGACUAGAGUAGUCCAACCACCCUGCGUUCGAGUGAAGUUAAUCGAACUAUGGUUAACCAUAGUCCUCGCACAAACUUGCUCUCAGCUUCAAGAUGUUUACUGCUAGUUAGUUUCAGUACUAGACUGCUCGGCAGAUAUCGGGUUAUGGUCUAUUAGAUGACCUAAUUUCAUAGAGUUGUAUACUAUACUGUCUUAUUAUUGUAAUAAAUGCUUGUAACUGGUUCGUUAUAGGGGAUGUUUGUUAAGCGAAUUUCCAAAGCGAAACACUAGCGCCUCCAAACAAUUGGGCUUGGCUGAAUCGACUGGUGAAGGAACUAUAGAGUUAUGAAGAAAGUAGAUGUGUUAAGACUGAACAUUUGUAUGGCAUGUCUGGCAAAAUUUCCAGAUACAUGUAAUUGAAACACAUUUUUGCCCCUACCCUUGACGAGUCUCAGUUGGAUGAUUACGCCACCAAGCCACAUUUACAGAAAUGCAAUUUCAUGAAUUAAUCACUUUACUCGGUAAAACAGUUGGUAAUAAUGAAAACUAUCAGAUAUAUCGUCAAUCACAAUCACAAUUCCUCACUGUGCAGAUUUUCAGCCUGCGGUUAAUCACUUUUCACUACAACGGAGUUUUUAACUACAAACUGUACUGAAUUGUUCACACAAUAUUAUCUCCGUUUUGAAGAAUUCUUCACCUAUAACAUCCUUGAUGUUAUGAACAGUAUUUCAAAUUAUAAAAAAAUUGGUAUGUUAAUGUCAACAACCACGGCACUGAGUGCUUGAGUAGCGUGGACAAGGCUGUUAAUUGUAGAAAAUAUAGUUUUAAACUCUCUACAUGCAUAUAGAAAAGAUGCGUCAUUGUACCUUGGACUUUUCAUUUAAUAAACGUGCAUUCCGCACUAAUUCUUUCAAAAGUUAA
Patiria miniata (bat star) is the source of this 4245-nucleotide messenger RNA. RefSeq names its product neuronal acetylcholine receptor subunit alpha-4-like. The record is from RefSeq and is a predicted model, not a curated record. Gene Ontology annotation, cellular component: synapse; neuron projection; postsynaptic membrane. Lineage: Eukaryota; Metazoa; Echinodermata; Asteroidea; Valvatida; Asterinidae. Gene Ontology annotation, biological process: regulation of membrane potential; chemical synaptic transmission; monoatomic ion transmembrane transport. The annotation marks the transcript as partial. Gene Ontology annotation, molecular function: transmembrane signaling receptor activity; acetylcholine-gated monoatomic cation-selective channel activity. The transcript is spliced from 6 exons.